UGUCACGUGAGGAACGGGACGGAAAGUGGAACAAAAAUCAAUUUUCUAGCAACCACAAUAACGUCAUAUGAUCACAAGUGCAAAUUCGGAGGGCAGAUAACUUCACUGGACGACAAGAUGUUGCGGCCGAUUUACGUUUUAUUUGCGCUGUUUGCAGCAGCAAACUGUGAUCAACUGUCCGUGCUGUAUUCGCCCAAGGCGGUAGAGUUCAGUGGCAACAGCCGGUUGGAUGCGGAAUCGCUGCCGGAAGUGUUCGGAGCUGCCCUCGGCUACUCCGUCAGCCAGCCGACGGAAUGGGACGGCAUGGUGAUUAAGGAUCCGUUCAGCACUGCCAACGGUGCCGUCGUGGUGGUGGCGGAAGGUCUCGAAUCCGUUGCGGUGGAGGGUGCCAAGAACUACCAGCUGGACGGUAACACCGGCUCCGUUGCGCUGAGCGAGCUGAUCCAGAAGUCGGCCGACCAUCAGGGCGUUAGCUUCGAGGUCGACCUGAAGGAAUCGUCCGACAGCUUCAACACCCCGCUCGGCACGGUUCAGCCGGACGACGAGGAGGUGAAGCCGCAGCACCUGAAGCCAAAAUCGAACAAAGCCGACUCGGACUUCCUGCGCCAGCUCGCGUUUCUGAACGGGCUGAGCGAUCUGCUCGUCACGUCUACCGAUCGCAUCCCGACCGUGCACAUCGUGCGCGUAUCGUUCGAAGCCCUGCUGGCCGCGCACGAACCCAACUCGCCCGCCCUGGAAGAGGCCAAGAAGCUGUUCGUGAACGCGCUCGCCGGGCUGGAGACGGCAUCGGAGAAGGCGUUCGACGGUGCGGUCAUCGUUGGCCUGGUGACGGCUAGCGAGGGGCAGCUGGUGGUGCGCUCGAAGCGUCAGGCCGGGGCGCCGAAACAGGCCGAAACAGAUGAUGUAAGUAGUCACAUUAUUUUCCCUGACCUUGUUCGAUGUUUCAUCAACUCGCUUCAACUCAUCAAUUUUAUCAACCAUUGCUUUCAGCAAAACCCGAUGAACCUGGCCACCAAGUACAACAGCAACUAUCCGGUGAUUUUCAACAUCAUUCUGUGGUUCAGCGUUGUGCUAGUGUUUUCGCUGCUCGCCAUCUCAAUUGUGAUCGGCACGAUGGAUCCGGGCCGCGAUUCCAUCAUCUACCGCAUGACGUCGACCAGAAUGAAGAAGGACAACUAAAUCCACACACCGUCCGCUUCACUUCCACUCUACUUCUGGUAGGCCAUGAAGCGUUUCCAGCGCGCGUAGAUAAAUUACCGUACCGUCGCUCUGUGACUCUGUGCAUCCGAUGACCUUAAGCAUUACCAUCCUGUUUGAGCGGAGUGAAUCGAUCGCACAUAAUUUGGAAAGUAUUACCACAUCACUGCGGCCCAACAAGACACAGAGCGUUUGCCGUUAGCGAGCACAGAGUAAAGAGUUAAGACCGACCCCCAUAUCUGCUGGGACGAAUCCGGAAUGCACAUUAAAACAGGAAGCUUAAGUCAUCAUUAUCAUUAUCAUCAUCCACCGGACACACAAAGACUCUUCUUUUUUCGUCGUAAAACCUUCCCUCCGCGUCCGCCUACCAUCCUGGGCGCAUACCGUUUGUCGUCAAGUACAUUACGUUCCCGUGGGCCGAUGAUAGGAAUCAAUAUCGGGACAAAGCGUGCAAGAGAGUCCUGGCUGCACACUUACUCAUCAUCGUCGCAGUGAAUCAUCGCUCAACGUUCUAUUCCCCCCCACGAGAAGCUAUUGCUACUUUGGUUUCUGCCCAUUGCGAUACAUGAGUCGCCCGCCGCUCCGUUUGCGUGUUGAGGAUUUAGCCACCAACCAACAACAGAUCACGCGCAAUCAAUCCCUUUGUUUUCACUUGUUGUUGUUUAUUUGAGUUUCGAUGGUCAGGUGUAGAAAAUAAAUAAGGAUAACAUUCCAGGA
Anopheles gambiae (African malaria mosquito) is the source of this 1914-nucleotide messenger RNA. RefSeq names its product ATPase H(+)-transporting accessory protein 2 (gene ATP6AP2). Lineage: Eukaryota; Metazoa; Arthropoda; Insecta; Diptera; Culicidae. Gene Ontology annotation, biological process: positive regulation of Wnt signaling pathway. Gene Ontology annotation, cellular component: membrane; external side of plasma membrane. The record is from RefSeq and is a predicted model, not a curated record. The transcript is spliced from 3 exons. Gene Ontology annotation, molecular function: signaling receptor activity. Bases 118 to 1179 code for a protein of 353 amino acids.